GAUGCGCAGAAUGGUGAGCUGAAAACGCUCCCGUCACGCAUGAGGUCAUGGAUGCUUCUUGUUACUUGUGCUUCACACCUGAUGCUUGCAGCCCUAAGGAGCAGCCGGUCAUUAACCGUCGAUGCAGCCGGCCUCCCUGCCCUACCAGCACAUCACGUUCGAAGUGUUUGGAAGAGUUCAGGGUGUAGGACACCUCGAGAGCAUCCCAUCCCUGCCUGCAGGGAUGCGGAAAUGUCAUAUAUUUGUGUUCAUCUGUCGCGUGUUUUGUUGUCAAUAUCUAUCAGGUUUUCUUCAGGUCAGUCAACCUGAUGCUACACGGAAGGUAGGUCUAGAGUAUGCCGAGUGGAUGUACGUAUCUCUUCAGGAAGCACACACAGCGGCGAGCCGCGGAGUUGGGAUUGGUGGGGUGGGUGCGGAACGCCGAGCACGGCUCCGUCCAGGGAGAGGCACAGGGCGCCAGGGAUGCCAUUGAGGCCAUGAAGAUCUGGCUGCGAACCAGUAAGUCCGUAUGCCCCAUUCACUCAUUUUUGCACGCUUCCUGGAACCAGACCCCGGCUUCAUUCACUCGGUCUUCCUCUCCGUGUGUGGCGUGUGCUGGCUGCAGAGGGCAGCCCGAAGAGCAGGAUCGACCGAUGUGACAUCAUCGACAUGCCACCCACACAGCAACUCUCAUUCGACGCGUUCGAGGUAAUUAAGAGCGCACGGGGCAGGCAGGUGAGUGAGGGGAUGCAUACUGCGUAUGUGGGUGUGUAUGUGUGUGUGUGUGUGUGUGCCUCUCUCGUGACGCUGCAGGUGGUCAAGUGAGGACUACCGAAUUCAUGCUGGCUGGUGCGAGCAUGCCAUGGCUUUGGUGCCGCUCGCACCGCACACAUCUGUGUGUGUGAGUGUGUGUGUUGAGGCGUUCGUUGUGUACAUACAAUACAUUAAGUACUGCGUUCAUUCUUGGACACAGUGAGUGCAGUGAGCGACUCACUCGAUCGGUCGAUGUGAUGUGCGGCUAUGACUGACUGAAUGAAUCACUCACCGCCA
Vitrella brassicaformis is the source of this 1029-nucleotide messenger RNA. The record is from the annotation of a GenBank genome assembly. NCBI's taxonomy places the organism in Eukaryota, Vitrellaceae.